AUGGCUACAAAGACUCGAGUCACCAGUACUCCUGACAAGGACUGGCUGGACAAGUUCAUUGCCUUGCUCAGCCGCUCCUAUAUCACCACUCCCCUAACCACUGCCUUCAUUACCGAGAUCGAUGGCACCCCAUCCUCUGCAUCCCGCAGCGAAGUGAUUACCCCAGAGCGGCUGACCAAGCACUUCACGCUGGGAAUCACUGCCGCUGCCCGCUCGAACGUGGUCCUCAUCGAGUCCGGCGAUUUUACAGCGGCCGCUCUUUGGGAGCCACCGGACUUCUGUGGCAUUCCCCCUUCCCAGGCUCGACGGGACCCGGGACCUAUAUUGCAGGAGUGGCGUAAAACGGCUCGUGACCUGAAGGCAAAAUAUCUGUCAGUGCCUGAUCAGGGUCCUCACAGCUACGAUCAGCCUGCGGCACCCAGUCAGUCGUCUGGUGCACCAUCCGAGGACCCAUACCCAGCCGACUUCAACAAAGAUAUUGAUUAUGAGACACGUCCCUUCUACCACCUCGCCAUGUGUGCAAAAGAUCCGGACAAGGACGCCAAAGAAAGUUUUACAGCGCUCGUGGCGGUUUUUGACGUUUUUCUGAAUAAGGCAAAGGCGGAAAGCGUCCCAGUCUAUCUGGAAACUGCAUUGGAGGAAAGCAAGAAGGAGUAUGAAGAGCUUGGCUUCAAAGUCGCAGAAGAGGUGGUGAUUGGGAAGGGUCGAGUAGACAGUACUGGAUGGCCCAAGGAAGGAGGCGAGGGUGUUCGGACUUGGGCAUUGCUUUAUGAUCAACAUCUGAAUUGA
Messenger RNA from Exophiala bonariae, 789 nucleotides. RefSeq lists its product as uncharacterized. The transcript has a single exon. Bases 1 to 789 code for a protein of 262 amino acids. Lineage: Eukaryota; Fungi; Ascomycota; Eurotiomycetes; Chaetothyriales; Herpotrichiellaceae. The record is from RefSeq and is a predicted model, not a curated record.